Loa loa (African eye worm) is the source of this 571-nucleotide messenger RNA. RefSeq lists its product as hypothetical. Gene Ontology annotation, molecular function: FAD binding; pristanoyl-CoA oxidase activity; fatty acid binding. The annotation marks the transcript as partial. Gene Ontology annotation, cellular component: peroxisome. The record is from RefSeq and is a predicted model, not a curated record. The transcript has 4 exons. Lineage: Eukaryota; Metazoa; Nematoda; Chromadorea; Rhabditida; Onchocercidae. Gene Ontology annotation, biological process: lipid homeostasis; fatty acid beta-oxidation using acyl-CoA oxidase.
AUGCCAUAUCAGUUAGCUUCCACUGUUGUGAUAAAUGAUGAUUUAUUGAAAUAUCGACGGAUGGCGAGAUUCUCUUGGUGUGAUCUGCAGGAAUGGUUAUACGGUUCAGAGAGUAUCCAGUUCAAGGAUAAGAUCUUUGAAAAACUCCGUACUGAUAACGUUUUUGUUCGCGACUGGCGAACAGUGACGAUGGAUGAAAGCCGCCAAAUAUGCAAUCGACGAUGGAAACAACUUUUGAAAUAUAAUUUCAUCACAUUUGACGGGCUUAAGACAAAUCCUGAAAGAUUUGUGGACUUCACGGAAGUGUUAGAAAGUUAUGAUCAAGGUUUAGCAGCAAAAUUCUACAUUAAUGCUAUCUUCUAUGUCACCGUCUUAUCAAUGGGAACGAAUCGUCAUCAGCAAAUACUCGAAAAAUGCAUGAAAAAUGAGAUUGUCGGCUGUUUUUGUUUGACGGAACUGUCUCAUGGCUCAGAUGCGAAUUCAAUCCGUACUGAGUGCCACUAUGACAAAGGUCAAUUCGUAAUGCACACACCCGAUGAUGAAGCAAUCAAAUGUUGGGCUGGCAAUUUGA